Molecule: messenger RNA, 2418 nt
Organism: Lactuca sativa (garden lettuce)
Lineage: Eukaryota; Viridiplantae; Streptophyta; Magnoliopsida; Asterales; Asteraceae
Source: RefSeq, a predicted model, not a curated record
AUGGCUUCUGGGUAUACUAAGAUACAUGCCUGUGUCAACAAUUGUAUACUUUACAGAAAAGAAUACAAAGAUUUGGUAGCAUGUCCUACUUGUGGUAAAUCAAGAUGGAAGGUUGAUGAACAAAAAAAUAAAAUUUACAACAAUAUUCCUGCAAAAUGUUUGUGGUACUUUCCAAUUAUUCCGCGCUUCAAGCGUCUUUUCCAGUCUAAGACAAUUGCAAAAGAUUUAACAUGCGACGCAACAGAAAGAAUGGUGGAUGUUGGAGUUUUAAGUCACCCAGCUGAUUCACCAGCAUGGGCUGCCAUUGAAGACAAAUAUCCUGAUUUUGCUAGCGAACCAAGGAAUUUGCAACUAGGCAUUUCGGCGGACGGGGUUGAUGUGAACAGAGGAAAUAGGAGUCAUAGUGUUUGGCCUGUUUUAACUGUCAUUUACAACCUUCCACCAUGGUUGUGUAUGAAGAGAAAGUUCAUCAUGCUUUCGUUAUUGAUUUCGGGAACACCAGGAAACGAUAUUGAUGUGUUCCUAGCACCUUUUAUUAAUGAUAUGCAAUUAUUGUUUGAUUUUGGAGUUGAAAAAUGCGAUGCAUAUGCACAAGAGCAUUUUAAACUACGCGCAGUUGUGUUAUGGACUAUUAAUGAUUAUCCUGCAUUAGGUACAUUAAGUGGUUGCCCAUACAACGGUUUUCAAGGUUGUGUUGUGUGUGGUGAACAGACACACUGCAUUAGACUCCCUGAAUCGAAUAAGCAGAGUUAUGCUGGUCAUAGAAGAUUUCUACCAUAUGAUCACCCGUUCAGAAGAGAAAAGAAGGCAUUCAAUGGACAACAAGAGUUCUCACCCUCUCCAGAACCUAUGAAUGGGGAGGAAAUAUAUAACAGCGUUAAAUUUAUAAUUAAUAAAUGGGCAAAGGUUAAUAAGGGCAAGGAGGCAGAAAUCCAACAAGCAACAAGUGGAAGAGGUGGGAAUAUGAAUAAAAAAAAGAGAAAAUCACAACAACUAGGUACUUCACAUGUGGGCCAGCAAAAUAAUACAUACUGGAAGAAAUUCAAUAUAUGGUAUAGACAACUAAGGUAUUGGCCCAACAAUUUGGUUCCACAUUGUAUAGAUUUUAUGCAUGUGGAAAAGAACGUGGGUGAGAGUUUAACAGGAACUGUUUUGAACGUUCCCAGGAAGUCGAAAGAUGGUUAUAAAGCUCGAUUGGAUUUGGUUCAUUAUGGUUUGAAGCCAGAGCUGCAUCCUCAGAUAGAAGGGAACAACACAACACUUCCUCAAGGGUUCCUCAAGGGUAUUGUUCUAAUUUUUCUAGUUUGCAAAGAAAUCAUAGUGGAUGAGCUCGAUAAGUUGCAAGAGGAGUUAUGUGUAACCUUAUGUCUUCUUGAGAAACACUUUCCACCAUCAUUUUUUGGUGUGAUGAUUCAUUUAACCGUUCAUCUCACUAGGGAAGUUAUUAAGGGGCACAUGCGAAACAAAAAUAGACCAGAAGGAUGCAUUGCUGAAGAGAAUGUUGCAGAAGAGACAAUUGAGUUUUUUAGUCAAUUCCUUAAAAGGAUGGAUACUGUUGGUAUUCCACCUGACAAUCAUAACAAUUGUGGAAUUCAUAAAGGUGCAGAUAGUAGUUCUAUUACGAACGGUACUCCUGUAUCAGCUGCUAAAUCGGUAGAAGUUUCUGCAGAACUAUUCAGCAAAGCACAUUUCUUUGUAUUGCAAAAUACAUCUGAAGUACUCCUAUAUAUCAAACGACACAUGGAAUUUUUGGAACAUCUACACCCUACUAAACGAAAGGCACAUCUAGAACAAGAGCAUACUAAAACAUUUGGUCAUUGGUUACGAAAGGAGAGAGAGUUAGGGGCCUGUAGAGAAACUAUAACAAAGACAAUGAGAUGGAUUUCACAUGGACCCAAUAAGAACAUUAUUAAAUACGAUGUAUAUGCUAUUAAUGGAUAUACUUUUCGUACAAAAGCUCGUGAAGGUAAAGUUUACCAAAACAGUGGGGUUAGUGUUGUUGCAACUGACACACACAUCAAUAAAGAAGUUGUAACAUAUGCCAAAAACACUUAUUAUGGUGUUUACAAGAGAUAUGGAAAUGGGGUAAAAAGGGAUAAAUUGGGGUACACACUAGUUGAACUAAAAAUAUUAGGCCAUAAAGGUGAUCCCUACAUAUUGGCCUCACAAGCACAACAAGUAUUUUACGUGACAGACCCACUCGAUCAAAAAAUGUCUAUUGUAUUCAAGACACCUCCCAAAAAUUACAAAGAUACAUAUGAAGAUGUAGAUGAAGAAUUUAGUAUUAUUGUUCCUCAUAAUGAUAACAUAUUGCCACGUGUAGACACACUUGACUUGCAAAAGGAAAAUGAUUAUUUUCAUAAUGAUUUUCACGAAGAGAAAGGCCAAAACUUGAGCACAUCGUUAUGUGGAGAAUAA